Molecule: messenger RNA, 1362 nt
Organism: Doryrhamphus excisus (bluestripe pipefish)
Lineage: Eukaryota; Metazoa; Chordata; Actinopteri; Syngnathiformes; Syngnathidae
Product: mid1-interacting protein 1-B-like
Biological process (GO): regulation of lipid biosynthetic process
Cellular component (GO): cytosol
Source: RefSeq, a predicted model, not a curated record
UUGCAUGCAUGUGUCAUGGUUGCAGUAUGUGGUGAUGUCAUCUAUAAAGCUGGGAUAUUUUAUACUUUUUGAACUUUCAAAAGGUAACUUAAAAAGUUUAUUAUUGAACAGAGGCAGUUUUGCUUCUUGUGGAGCACGUCUAUGUCAUUGAACGCGUCAUUCGUUGUUGUGCUUGUUAAGCGGGUGCUAUUCCAGGUCAAUACGGAUCCAGCUUAAGUUGAAGAACUGGACAAACAGGUAGAGGGACAGCUUUGCAACACGUCUCUAUUUAAAGCAAUGGAGCAGGAAGUCCACAGCAAAAGAAGCAGCAACUUUCAAACGGAGUGACUACACAGAACACGGACACUUUUUUUAUUCGUUUUACGUUAAGGAAACUAACUCUCAAAAUGCUGCGACAUCUCCCAGAAACCCCCAACCCGAAGAACUCUCUCUUCAACGCCAUGAACCGCUUCAUCGGCGCGGUGAACGACAUGGACCAGACCGUCAUGGUGCCCAGUUUGCUUCGGGACGUGCCUCUGGGUGAGGAGACCGAGCUAGCCUGUCCGAAGCAGCCGGAUGUGGACGAGGCGGACAUGUACAGCUACUACCAGCUGCUCAAGUCCAUCCGGCGAGACAUCGAAUGGGGGGUGCGGGUCUCCCCGGCUCUGGCACCGCCGAUGUUCACCCGCAUGAACUCCACCGCCUCUUUCGCCUCCUCAUUAUCCGGCUCCUCCGAGGAAGACGAAGAGGACGAGGAGGAAGACCUGGAGAAGCAGUUCCAGUACCACCUAACCGGGUUGCAGGGGGUGCUGGGUAAGCUGACCAUGCAGGCCAACACCCUCACCAGGCGCUACAAGCAGGAGAUUGGACUCUAAAACAGACAUUUUGAAAAAAGCUGCUAUUUGACGGACAUUACAGGUCUUGUAAGAUGUGUUGACAUUGAAUGCUAACUAUUUUUUGCACUCAAAAAGCAUUCAAUGUGAUACGCAGGUGAAACAUAUUUAAAAGUUUUUUAUUUAAUACAUAAUUUAUUACCUCAGGCGUUUGUUAGUGAUAUCAAACGAGAGAUGUGGAUGUUUAGGAAUAAUCCACUGAAGUGUGUGUGUGUAUGACCACGCAUCUUUCCCCACUCAUGACCAUUUAAUUGAAAAAGAUAGAAAAGAAAAGAAGGAAGGAGGCAGCUGCUUCAUGAAAUAAGCUGCCAUUGAUCUCCUCUUUGGUCAAUGAUUGGAAUGAACUUGAUUGUUCUCCUGGAGAAUGAUGACAGAUUCCACGAGAUCAUCUUUUAAUUCAUGUGCUUUCGGUGCUUUUGUUUGCACCAAUUUUUCCACUGAAUUUCAUUUGGAAAUAAAACUUUUUGUAUGAACGCAUUUCAGUUGUGUU